AUGUGGAGAUCAGGACCAAGGCAAAUGAACAACUCUGACCGAGCAGGGCCCAACACCCGAUGUCAGAAAUGCUUGAAACUCGGACAUCACACAUAUCAAUGUUCCAACCCUCGACCCUACGUAGCCAGACCAUCACGUACGAAGCAGCUCACCUCUGGGAAGAUAGGACGGGAUAAGCCCUCGGUGGAGGUGCCGGAGGAGUUCAAGGCGUCGAGCAAAGUUGGACUGGCAGAUAAGAUAUUGAAAGCAAAAGAAGAAGAGAGGAGGAAGGAGGAAGAGAAGAAGAAGGCAAAGAGAAGUAGGAGAAGAUCAUCCUCAUCAAGCGAUUCAGAUUCUUCCUCAACAUCUGGCUCAGGCUCAGACUCAGACUCAGAUUCAGAUUCCGACUCGUAUUCAUCCGACUCAUCUAGCUCUCGUUCUCGUUCUCGCUCUAGAUCACAUCCACGACGCAAACGAAGUAAACGAUCACCUUCUUCUUCAGGUUCAGACUCGGGAACAGGAUCCGAAUCGGACAUAUCUCGUCGUCGAUCGGCUUCUCCUGCAUCUGCUCGUAGGAAAAGAAGGUAUUCUUCCGAUUCUGAUUCAGAAAGAGUGAGAAAACCAAGAAGAAGAUCAAGCACUGUAUCUAAAUCUAGGUCAAUUUCAAGGAGUAGAAGUAGAAGCAGAUCGGGAUCCGUUGAAAGUCGAUGA
Kwoniella mangroviensis CBS 8507 is the source of this 690-nucleotide messenger RNA. RefSeq lists its product as uncharacterized. Gene Ontology annotation, molecular function: nucleic acid binding; zinc ion binding. Lineage: Eukaryota; Fungi; Basidiomycota; Tremellomycetes; Tremellales; Cryptococcaceae. The record is from RefSeq and is a predicted model, not a curated record. The transcript has 3 exons. Bases 1 to 690 code for a protein of 229 amino acids.